ACCAAGUUGGUGUUUAAGAGAUAUUACACACUCUUAUCUUAACUUGGGGUUAAGUCUAGAACUUAAUUAAGAUAUAACACACUUAAUUAAAUAUCUAGAACCUAAAACUCACACUUAAGAUAACCACUCUUAAGAUAUAGAUUUAGGAAUUUAAAUAGCAAACACAACAAGUGUAUUACUAAAUGGAAAAUGGAAUUACAAUAUGAGUCUCACAAAAUGGCCUAAGGCCGAAAUAAAUACACNCACAAAUCACAAGAAUAAUAUCCAUUUGUUUAUGUUUUCUUAAUGGAAUGAAAUCAGGGAUUUGGUCUUUGAUUUUCAUGGCUGGUGGCUUGUCCUUUAGUGAGGAAAAUCACAAGGAAAUAAGUGAUGAUUCUUGGGAAAUAAUGGGGGACAAAGGGGAUGGGUGAUGGUUGGUUUUAUUGGCCUUAUAUUGGGUCAUUCAUGGAAGGUAUGUGGGGACUGAUUUGGUGGGUGGAGUGUCAAUAAACUCACAAAAGUCUUUUGUCCUUUUGUUAUUGUUUAUUCAGCCUAGGUGGGAGACACAAGGGGGACAAUGGUUGGUCAAUGUUGGGGAAUAAAAGAGGGGUUGUUUUUGGCCUCUAGUUUCGGCCUUACAUGGGGACAAAGAGGGGCUUGAUUAGUUUCGGCCAGAGGGGGAGAAGAAGGAAGAGAAGAGGAGAUUAGGGUUUUGGUAUUGUUUUGGAUUUUGGGGUUUUGGUGGAGCCAUCCAGGGGUACAUCAAAUGGUCCAUAUCAACAAUGAGGAAUAAGGUACACAUAACUUUGCAGCAUAUAUCCAAUCCAGACGACAUUACUUGGGAUGGAGGAGGAUGUAGAACACUGAGCAAUUUGAAGUUGAUGAGGAUUUCAACAUUAAUAGGACCCCAUGGUUGUAAAAUCCUGGAUCCGCCUCUGCUUUCAAUGAUUCUCCCAUACAAGCAUUGGAAGUACUCGAGGAGCGGAAAACAAUCUUUGGUGCUAUUUAAACUCUACGAGAGGACAUACUCCCCCUUACAAAUGAUGACGUGGAGCAAGGCCAAAGUUCUAGCAAAUAGCAAGUUGGCGAUGCCGAUUGGGAUUUUGGAGGAGCUGAGUGAAGAUGAUUUUGCAAAGGAUCUCUUACGGAUAUUAAAGAGCUCAUGUCCAAAAAGGAAAGUCAAGCAACUAGAGAUAUUACAUUUCAAGCUCUAAAAGGUUUCAUUUUCAGCAAAUUGGUUAGGCUGCAAUCCUACACUGGCUUGGGAUGCUGAUUUUGUUUGGUGUGUGAUUUUGUAAGCUACUGUUGAACUCAAGAACUUUCUCUAAAAGGGUUCAUAUCACCAUUUAUAUAAUGGUUGCAUGUGAAACAUGUUAACCUGUCUCAUGCAAAUGAGGUUAGUGUCUCCUAU
This is a messenger RNA of Cuscuta campestris, 1390 nucleotides long. Lineage: Eukaryota; Viridiplantae; Streptophyta; Magnoliopsida; Solanales; Convolvulaceae. The record is from the annotation of a GenBank genome assembly.